Molecule: messenger RNA, 4468 nt
Organism: Paralichthys olivaceus (Japanese flounder)
Lineage: Eukaryota; Metazoa; Chordata; Actinopteri; Pleuronectiformes; Paralichthyidae
Source: RefSeq, a predicted model, not a curated record
AUUGGCUCGUCCCCUCACACUGGGGCACGGGUGGCGGCCCCCUGAUUGGCCGAACCCCGUCCUGGCAUCCUUCCUGGCAGUCCGUCCGCCGAGGGGGAGCCAUGUUGAUGCCUACUCUUGUGUCAACCGCUGCGCCUCGGGUAUGGUUAAAGGACUCGGAGAGUGGGACUCUGCUGCGGUGAUUCCCGCACCGCGACGAGAAGAGGACAGCGGCCCGGGGACGGCACGGGGAGCGCCCCGCAGAGAGUAGCGCUUCGCCGCACAGUUGAUCCGGAGCCAGUGAAGUUGAUGCUAGAUAGCUUGUUAGCUAGGUUGGCAACAGCUGUGCGGACGUUGCGUGGGAUGCGGCGUGUGGACUGAAACAUCUGUUCUGGUUGUAUUUCGUGGAGCUACGUGUGGCUCACCCGCUCCAACACGGUGCCCGGACGGACCGCGGCGAUGCGGAAUUAACGCUAGUUGCCUUUGUGACGCUAGCUAGCUGUUAGCUAAUGUUAGCAUGCUGACAACCAGCCCGCAUCUUGAGUCACGACCAACAUUUUGUAGCUGAGCGGCUCCUAGCUUGUUGGGUGCAGACAUUCUCGUCAGUCGUGGAGCAGCGGGUUUCGUGACAAAUCCCCCCCCCCCCGAGCUGGAGAAUAUGGCGAUACACCCAGUCUCUAUGGAAAGCUACCAGUUUGCCUGCCUAGCUUGCCAGGGAGCGGCUAACGGGCUAGCAGCGUAACUUCCCCCCUCCCCUCACGGCGUCACCCACAAGCUGCGGAGCCCACUUCCUCGCUAGCCGACCUCCUCGUACCUGAAGCAAGCUGGCGGCCCUCCGAGUAGAAGCCGAGGACAAGGAGCUGGGGCCGAUGGCCUGGGUGCUGAAGAUGGACGACGCCACCAUCGAGUCGGGGCUGGUGCACGACUUCGAUGCCAGACUGUCCGGCAUCGGGCAGGAGCUGGGGGCUGGAGCCUACAGCAUGAGUGAUGUGCUGGCUCUGCCGAUUUUUAAGCAGGAGGACUCCAGCCUUCCGACCGAAAGUGAGACCAAAAAUCCCCCAUUCCAGUAUGUGCUGUGCACCGCCACCUCGCCUGCCAUCAAGCUGCAUGACGAGACGCUCACAUACCUAAACCAAGGCCAGUCUUACGAGGUGCGUAUGUUGGACAACAGGAAGGCAGGGGAGUUACCAGAGCUCAACAACAAGAUGGUGAAGAGCACAGUGCGAGUGGUGUUUCACGAUCGCCGGCUGCAGUACACAGAGCACCAGCAGCUGGAGGGCUGGAAGUGGAAUCGUCCUGGUGACCGUCUCCUUGACAUCGAUAUCCCCAUGUCAGUGGGCAUUGUGGAGCCAAAGACUCACCCCUCCCAGCUCAACGCUGCAGAGUUCCUGUGGGACAUGAACAAAAGGACUUCUGUUUUUGUGCAGGUGCACUGCAUCAGCACAGAGUUCACUCCCAGAAAACACGGCGGAGAGAAGGGCGUCCCCUUUAGGAUCCAGAUUGACACGUUCGCCCUGGGAGACAAUGGAGAGUACACAGAACACCUCCACUCCGCCUCCUGCCAAAUCAAAGUAUUUAAGCCAAAGGGGGCGGACCGAAAGCAAAAGACAGACCGGGAGAAGAUGGAGAAACGCACAGCUCAAGAGAAAGAAAAGUACCAGCCCUCUUACGAUACCACUAUCCUGUCAGAGGUCAGUAUCCAGUUGCAAUGUGACUCGUCCUCUCCCAAUCACCAGGCAGACCCCAGCAGCCAUGUCAACUUGGAGCAGCUGAGUCCCACCGCGUCCAUACAGGACGCACAGAAGUGGCUGCUGAAAAACCGCUUCAACUCCUACACACGACUCUUCUCUCACUUCUCAGGUUCUGAUUUGUUGAAGCUAACACGGGACGACCUGGUCCAGAUUUGUGGGCCAGCAGAUGGGAUCAGACUCUACAAUGCACUUAAAUCCAGGUCGGUGUGCCCCAGGUUGACAGUGUAUGUCUGUCAGGAGUCCCCUCAGGAGAGCCCCCUGCUGGAGAGACAUGGCAGUAAUGAAAAUGGAGAGCACAGCAUCUCCUCUAAUUUACGAGUAUACCACGCUCUGUACCUAGAGGAGCUGACAGCUGCAGAACUGAUCCGCAAGAUGGCGUGUGUGUGCAGCCUUCCACUGGGAACAAUCAACCAGGUGUACAGGCAGGGUCCUACAGGCAUACACAUCCUGCUCAGUGACCAGAUGGUUUACAACUUGCCUGACGAGAGCAGUUUUUUGAUUAGCACCGUCAAAGAUGAACUAGGCGAAGGACUCCAUCUAAUCCUGAAGUAAUGAUGAGUACAGAUGGCAUCACUAAAACUCCACUCUCUGUUUUGGAGCAGAAGCCUCCUUCUCUCCCUGCCUCUACUCUUUCCUUCUACUUCCUCCCUCUCUCUCUCUCUCUCUCUCUCUGAUCGACGGCUCGAUGGAAAGCAGAGAGACUGCGUUAAAGCCAUGUAAAUGUUAGAAUCUGACAUGGGUGUGUCCACUGUUUCAUAUUGAAAACACUAUUAACGGAGGAGAGUUAAAAGAGGAGAGACCGGGGGGGAAUAUGGGGUUUGGGGGAGUGAUAACAAUCUUUCUAUGUAUUUUGAUUUUAUUAUCUUAUUUUUUUGUCUUUUUAUAUGUUUUUGUGUGGAGGCAGAAGGGAGGGGGAGGCUCCAGGAGAGAGGGGGGAGGUUAUAAUAUGGCCGAGAGGAGGAGGAAAGAAAGCAGAGUUUCCUUAUUGCUCGUUGCCCUUCCUACACGACGUGCACAACCAGCAUUAGGCCAGUAUUUGAUAACCUGUACUGCUGAACAGCAUGCGAUCUCGACAUACUAACUUGCGUACUCUGCUUGUUUAACAUUCUCUCGGGCUUGUCUUAGUAACCGUUUCUUGAUCCCCAAGCUCGGUAACCCCUGAAAUAUCCCGGCUGAAUUUAUGGGAGAGGCGGCAACUUAUUAUUAUUUUUUGUCUUGGACUGAUUUCAGUGACUCUUGCCACAUUUGUCACCUCUCUGUUGACGUCACACACCACACUCAGCUCUCCACUCUGUGAACGUACGUCCUGUCUGGUCGGAGCUUUUACUGUUUUUAGUUGAUGCUUUAUUUAUGGUUGCACUGUUUCUCUCACUGACAUUUUUCUGGUGCCAUAUCAAAUUUUAGCUCCAUCUUUUCCUCAUAUUCACAGACACACACACUGAGCACAUUCAUGUCUUUGACUCCUCUACUUUCUGUGCUGACUUUAAAACACUGGUUUAGAGUAGUGAGGGUUCAAGGUUUCUAGGAUCUCUCGCAUUUAAAAAAAGAGGAACAAACCUUGAUCGGAGACAGACGUGCAGAGUAGUAACGCCUACAUUAAUGUGGACCAAACACGUUUCAGAUAGAUAGGCUCUUCUUUUUUUUUUUAAUUGGCUCUGUAUAUCUCGUCCAUUAGAGGAAUUGGUCUGAAGGAAAAUUAAACCCUCAUCUGGUGGAGCUGCUUGUGCACAUAUUCAAAAUAAUAAACCCUCCAUUCCAGCAUCUGCUAUUCAAAUAACAACCCCCCACGCAGCCAGCUGGAAGAAACACAUCUGUGCUGCUGCCUGGUUUCAAAAGUCUAGUAUCCUAGAAAGUCACAACAGCUCCACGUCCUCUUUUCAAAACCAUGUGUUUUUAAUGUAGCCGAGCACAGGAAGUAUAAGUCUUGUGUUUUGAAUGCCCUUACUUUGAAAAGCCACAGGAAACCUCUCACACAGGUCAGGGAGUAGCAGGGAGGAGCUUUCUGUUUAGUUGACCCUCUAAGUUUUGGUGCCCGAUGUCUGGUUUUGAAGUGCAUUCAGUUUGCACGCCUCUAAGCAUCAGAAUCUAUGUGUGUGCGUGCGUAUCAUAUUUUGUUCUUGCAAAGUAAACUUAAUUAUGUCGGUAGUUGUCACAAGCUUUUUUCCCUGUUGGAAUAAUGAAACUGUGUUUUAGCUUCCUGUUUAGUGACGAGCAUGUGGGAGCCAGGGAAGGGGGAGGGAUGAGCUUGGUCCUUGGUGUGUAACUUUUUCCAGAUGUUAGAGACCAAGCCUGCACUGAAAAAUCACAAAACUAAAGCUUGAUGUGUAGUCUAGUCCUACAGCCACACCCUCUUCUUACCCACCUAAUGAGAAGGAGAAAGAAAAAUAAUGAUUAAAAAGCGUCUGUUUCUGUCUCACGUCGCACCAGAGCCCAGGACUCCUGUGGCGUUUACAAGGACGCGAGUUCCACGACACAGUGAAGUGUUCAUCGACUCAAACACAUAGUGAGAAUAGAGUGGAUGUGGUAAGAGUCAGGCAAACUGUGGCAAGGUGUUCUCAUCACCUGACGGCCUGACCAAUCGUCUGUCUGCGUGAGCGAGUGUGUGUGAGAGAGAGCAGGAGAGGUGACCACUGUUUCUGUACAGCCUAAUGUCAAUGAUGAUGCUUCUCAUGUGCACAGUAUCGUAUGCUGGACGUGUACACAACCACGUGCUGGGAAUAAAUGAUUUCAUAACUUUC